Messenger RNA from Aegilops tauschii subsp. strangulata, 4257 nucleotides. Its product is annotated as putative disease resistance protein RGA1. NCBI's taxonomy places the organism in Eukaryota, Viridiplantae, Streptophyta, Magnoliopsida, Poales, Poaceae. Gene Ontology annotation, molecular function: ADP binding. The record is from RefSeq and is a predicted model, not a curated record.
CCACGACCAUGGUGGACGUCACUCCUUCCCCACGAAUAAGCUUCACUUCACUCCCCCUCCCCCUCCCAUCCUAUCCACAUCCACAUCCACAUCCACAGAUCCUCCCGCCCUGACGGCGCUCGUCGGCGGCCGCGGCAACACACGUACCGGCCGUCUCUCUCCUCCCGCCAGGCCAGGGCUGCGCGUCUGACCUGACCUGACCUGACGGCGCUCGCCGGCGGCAAGACGCGUACUGGAGAUCUAGGGCAGGGACGACAACACAUGUCAAACAUCCAGUCACCAUGAGCCUAUCUGCCACUGGGAUAAUUAGUGCUGUCGAUGAUUGUGUCAACUUGUUCCAGUGGACCAGAUCUGCCAUUCCAUCUCUGCACUCCGCCUUGAGUGGCUCACAGCAGGAAAGUCUCCAGGAGCAUGUGUUGCGCUUACAGGGUGGCCUACAAUGUCUCAGGGAUGCUCUUCCUGCAAUAUAUGACCUCAUUGACCGAGCAGAGCGGAGAAGCCAUGACACCCGUGUGGAAAAGCUCCUUCCACUACUCAAGGAUCUAGUCUAUGAGGUUGAGGACCUUCUUGAUGAGGCCAAAUGGUAUGAGGUGAAGGCGCAAGUUGAGGGCAAUGCAACCCAAUCUCCUCCUCCUCUCUUUGAGUUCAUUGAUGAUGUCCUCCAAGGCAGCAGCUUCGGCAAGCUGAGUCAUGCCCAAUCAAGGCUGAGUAAUCUUUCGAGUCAGCUGGAGAUCGUGGGGCUUGCUGAAGCUACACAACACGUUGACAGAUUAGUCAAGCCGAAGACCGGCUCUUUGCCAUAUGAAGGCCUAUUUUUUUGUUAUUACAAGGAGCUAGCGCAGGUGAUGGGAUUUUCCACAAAUUCAAAAUGCAAGAGAGCAACGAGUUUGGGCAAUGCAUCAACAAGCGCAUCAGCAAACAACCAAUUCAGUAACGGAUUAAGAAGAAUAUCGAGCCUUCCUGUUUUGGUAAUACAAGGAACUGGUGGUGUUGGAAAGACUACUUUGGCCCGACGUAUAUGGUUCAAUCAAACGGGGAAGCCUCGGAUCAUUUGGAUUCAUGUCUCAGAUGGCUUUGAUGUGAAGAGGUUAACUAAAAAGGCCAUACAACUCUGUACUGGGGAGGAGACAACAACUGAUGAUUUGGAUUCUCUUCAGGACCUUUCUAAGCAUGUGAGCAAUAAAAGGUUAUUGGUAUUCCUUGAUGAUAUGCGGGAUGAUGCCUUGAAGGAAAACGGGCAGUGUUGGAAGAGGUUUUGUGCACCUUUUAGGAAUGUCCGAGGGGGAAGCAUGAUUUUGGUCACUACUAGAUGUUCAGAGGUUACUGAGGGGGUGCGGACAAUGGAGCCCAUUAUCUUAGAUGGUCUAAAAGGUGAUGUCUUUUGGAAUUUUUUCAAAUUGUGCGUGUUUGGAGAUGGGAGGUCUGAGAUUGAUCCUGAGUUAGAGCGCAUCGGUAGAAGUAUACUUCCUAAAUUGAAGGGUUCUCCUUUGGCCGCCAAAACUAUGGGACGCAUGUUGAGCACGGACCUUCAAGCAUCCCAUUGGAAUUCUAUACUUGAGAGUGAACUGUGGGAGUUGAGACAAGAGGAGGCUGACAUUUUUCCGGCCCUUCAGUUGAGCUACAUGCAUUUACCAUUCUAUUUGAAGCGAUGCUUCGCAUUCUGUUCUGUGUACCCCAAAGAUUGCAAAUUCCAGAAGGCACACUUAGCUGAAGUUUGGGUAGCGGAAGGCUUUGUGGAAUCUCAAGAUAUUGGCUGUCAGUAUUUUGAAGACCUUGUAACACGGUCCUUCUUUCAAAUGGUUCGUGGUGGAUACGUAAUCCCUGACCUAUUGCAUGACCUGGCACAAAAAGUUUCAGAGCACGACUGCUUCAUCUUAAGAAAUGACAGUUGCUUUGAUAAAGUUCCCCAGGAUGUUCGUCAUCUGUACGUACUCCCUAGCAGUGACUUUGAUGGUUCCAACUUGUUGAGACUGUGCAGGUACACAAAGCUGCGUACCCUAAUUUGCGAGAAGAGUUUAGGGAAAGAAGCAGGUUUUGUAAUGGGCCACUGGUGUACUAAACUUUUGCGUAUGCGUGUGAUUUCUUGUGCCUCCACAGAUGAGUUACCAGGUAGUAUUGGCAACUUGAAGCAUCUUCGGUACCUUGAAAUCUCCAGAGCUUGUGCUUUGAAGAGGAUUCCUUCAACUUUCCGUUGGCUAUAUAAUCUGCAGAUUUUUUAUGCCAAGAAAUGCAAGCUAGAAAGUCUGCCUAGUGACUUUGGUAAGUUGAUCAACUUACAGAAAUUUGAAUCGGAUGGAUUACCAUAUUAUCCUGGGUGCCGCAUGCGUGUUAAUGCAGCAGAUGGGCAGGGACAAAGAAUAGUUAGGUUAAUGAAGAAUCUGAACCAAUUUCAUGGCUUGGAGAUCACUCAUGUUGGCAUGCUAACUAAGGAUGAUGCAGUAGAAUCAAAACUGAAGAAUAAGAAAGACCUUGACGAGUUGAAACUGAUAUUCGAAUCAGAUGGGUUACCAAUUUCGCCCCGGUUUUUAGGCUAUCCCGAGUCUCAGUACAUGCAGGACAAUGAGAUAGACAUGCUUCAUCAGUCUCAAAUCAUCCAGGACAAUGAGAUAGAAGUGCUUCAAUCUCUGCAACCUCCUAUCAGUCUCAAGUCUCUGUUCCUCCAGAAUUAUGCUGGUGUCUCGCUCCCAAGCUGGUUUCGGCCGCAAAACAUACCCAUCUUAGAAUCACUUACUUUUAGAGACUGUGCUGGACUCAAGAGCAUAUCAUUGUGCAUGAUCUCACAGAUUAUAGGCUUAAAUCUGAUACCUGCAGUGCUAGUUCACAACAAUAAUGAUAGUGUUGGUAUGUUCCUAUCCCUGACAGAUCUAGCCAUUUAUGGGUGCCGAAAUUUAUCAACUCUCGAACAUUUUCUGCUUCCAAAAUAUGUACCAGCCAUGAAGAAAAUAGCAAUUGGAGGUUGCAAGAGGUUAGAAUCAAUACCAACAGAAAUGUUUGGGGAUUUUCAUUUUCUUGAAGAACUGAACAUGGUCUCUUGUCCAAAAAUCCGCUCCCGAAGAUUGGUAUCGCCAUCCCUUAAGAAGCUCAGACUGUCUGAUUCUGCUCUCUUUUACAGCAUUGAGUGCUGCUCCCUCACCUACUUUCAUCUAUCAAGUGAGUUUGUCAUGUCCAUCCAACUACAGAUGUGGAGUCUUCCAGCUCUACGGGAGUUGCACAUUCUGUGCCGCUCUCUUACAUCUAUUGGAGGCUCCACUAACCUUUCCCUUUGUACGGGCACUGGCAGCAUUAGAGCAUUCUCAUCCCUUAGUGUCCUAAGUAUUUCACAUUGUGAUAAAUUGUCAACCCUUGAUGACCUCCUAACACAAGAAUAUCUACCUGCUAUUGAGGAAAUUGCAAUCUGUUUUUGUGGGGAGUUACUGUCCCUGCCAGGUGAAAGGUUUGGUAGUUUUUCUUAUCUGAAAGAUCUGCGGAUUGACAACUGCAGAAGUCUCAACUGGCAAAGGGGAUUGGUGUUGCCAUCGUCUCUGCAAAGGCUCAGCUUACAUUAUUGUGGGGAUAUGUUUUCAUCUGUUCCCAACUGCUUUAAUAAUCUAAUGUCCCUCGUCUCACUGACGAUGAAGGGAUGCCAGGGUAUAAGAUGCAUUCCAGGCGACAUUUGGCGCUGUGAUCUUACAUCACUUGAGUUGUUGGAGAUUCGGGAUUGUCCAGACCUAGUUUCAAUCGGUGGAGCAAAGGCAGUUGAGAAAAUAAAGUCAGUGUGGAUAUGUGGGUGUCCAAAUUUAAAGGGAGUAUCAGGGAUCCUGAGAAGGUGCAGCAAAGGAUGAGUACUACUAAAUGACAAGCGAGCUCGAACCCAUGGCUGCAUUGCUUGGAAGUUGAAAGACUCAUGGGAUGGCGAGACUUGGUGCAGCACUACUUACUUGGAAGUCAGGAGACCCAGGACAACAAGACGUUUUUUUGUGUAUUUUUCUGUUGUUAGCUCUGUGGUUAAUGCAAGUUGCUCCUUUUUCUUCUCUCUGAUUCUUACUUAGCUCUUUGUGCUUUGUGUUGUUAGUUUGGUGCUUGCAUUGCAGGGGCCUCUGAUGAUUAUCCCAAACUGCCACAAAGUGUUGUUUUUUAGGCCUAAUGUCUGGGGGAAGCCUGUGCUUUCAGAUGCAGGGUUGUACAUGCAUUUGAGAGUGCAUUAGGAUUAUUUUGAACAAAAGGAAUUGCAGUCAGUGUGCAGCAGAGCUCACUAAUACGUACAGUGUUAUUUGUGCU